AUGAAAAGUCUCUAUGGCCUUAAGCAGGCAGGGAGACAAUGGAAUAAAGAACUGACUGCCAAAUUACAGAGUUUUGGAUUCCACCAAUCUGCAUUUGAUCAUUGCCUAUUUACUAUAGGUUCUGGAAAUGAUUUUCUAGCCUUACUUGUCUAUGCAGAUGAUUUGUUGAUUACAGGAGCAAAUGAGGAAAGAAUUAUAGCAGUUAAGCAAUUUAUGGAUAAACAGUUCACAAUUAAGGACCUGGGGUAUGUGAAGUACUUUAUGGGGCUUGAAUUUGCCAGGUCAGAAAAGGGGAUGUUUCUAAAUCAACGAAAAUGCAUCCUAGAUAUUCUCCAGGAUGCAGGUUUACAAAAUGCCAAGAUAGCUACCUACCCCUUGCCCAAGGGAUUAAAAUUAGGCAAUGAAGUAGGAGAAUUGCUACAAAACCCCGAUAAAUACAGAUGGCUAGUGGGAAGAUUGUUGUACUUGGGGCUUACGAGGCCAGAUAUCUCUUAUGCAACUCAGCAGCAAUGUCAAUUUAUGCAAGCCCCUCGAAGAACUCAUUGGGAUGCUGCCAUCCUUGUGUUAAAAUACUUGAAGGGAUGUCCAUCGAAGAGCUUGUUUUAUCCAUCAAAUAAUGAUUUAAAGCUUAGAGCCUUUUGUGAUGCAGAUUGGAUAUCUUGCCCUAUUUCCAGGAAAUCGAUAACUGGGUUCUAUAUCUUCCUUGGGCCCUCCUUAAUCUCAUGA
Hevea brasiliensis (rubber tree) is the source of this 726-nucleotide messenger RNA. RefSeq lists its product as uncharacterized. NCBI's taxonomy places the organism in Eukaryota, Viridiplantae, Streptophyta, Magnoliopsida, Malpighiales, Euphorbiaceae. Bases 1 to 726 code for a protein of 241 amino acids. The transcript has a single exon. The record is from RefSeq and is a predicted model, not a curated record.